UCGUGUCGCUCGUGCGUGUGCGGUGGUGCAACGUGUGUCGCCGCGACACAUCGUAUAUUGUUAUCGCACGCGAUACGAUAAAGACAAAGAGCCGCGCGUUAUCUCUCGCGAGAGCGACCGAGCCGAGAGCGCACCCUCACAGGUUCGUCUCUCAUCGUGAUUCUCAUUUCCCCCUUUUUACCUCGUCGUCGUCGUCAUCGUCGUCGUCAUCGUCGUCGUUGUCCUCGUCGUUGCCUCGUGUCGCGAUCGAGCCAAAAUGGAAGAGAGAGAAUGCGCACGGCGAUCACGAAUAUCUGGUCCGCAUAACUGAGGAUCACGAGGGGGAAGCAUGCGGCAUGUAGAGCGCAUACAAAGAGAUUGCAACCUCGAUGCAACCCCAAUUGUGCUGAUGCAUCCCGACGCUCCGUGAGUCCGCCACCGAUCGCGUUGACCCAACAUCGUAUCUCCAUUAAACGUGUUAGGGCUGUGAAGAGAGUCUACAAUUAACGGAACACACACAGCGGGCAUUUAUAGUUGCUGCUAUCGAUGGCGGCCGCGAGUUUUCCUCCGAAUUUCUCGAACGUCGGUGUACUAGAGAAUUGCGCCGGUAUGGAGGCGACAAACGGCGCGAUCGAGCACGAUUUUCACAACGCGCUGGUGCCGAUAAACGGUAGCCAUUCAGGAAGCUCCGGCAGAAGUACGCCGAACGGCGGCGACCCGGCACCAGGCAAACUCUUCGUGGGCGGUCUGUCCUGGCAGACAAGCAGCGAAAAAUUGCGAGAAUACUUCAGCAUGUUCGGCACCGUCACCGACGUUCUCAUUAUGAAAGAUCCGGUUACGCAGCGUAGCCGCGGUUUCGGCUUCAUCACGUUUGCCGAGCCCGGUAGUGUCGACAAAGUCCUCAAAUGCUCCUUGCACACCUUGGAUGGCAAGAAGAUCGAUCCGAAGCACGCGACGCCAAAGAAUCGCGCGAAACAGACUAAUCGAACCAAGAAGAUCUUCGUGGGUGGUGUCAGUCAGGACACGAGCAGCGACGAGGUCAAGGCUUACUUCAAUCAGUUCGGGAAGGUGGAGGAGACUGUAAUGCUGAUGGAUCAGCAGACAAAACGUCAUCGAGGCUUCGGUUUUGUUACGUUCGAGAACGAGGAUGUGGUGGACCGCGUGUGCGAGAUCCAUUUCCACACGAUAAAGAACAAAAAGGUCGAGUGUAAGAAGGCGCAGCCCAAGGAGGCGGUGCAACCGGGCGCGCUCGCGCUCGGUAAGCGGGUGGUACUCGGCGCUUUGGGAGUGCGAUUGGCGCCGCAACCGCCGUUGCCGGUCGCGGCGGCCGCCUCGCAGUUAGUUGCCGCACAGGCACAAGCCGCGCAGGGGCAACAGGUCAAUACGACACAAUCCACUUUGCGCGACAGCAUCCGCGAGCGAGCGAGCGGAGGCUCUCCUCCGCUGUAUUACAUUGGCGGCACCGACGGAUAUGUAACAUAA
Messenger RNA from Pseudomyrmex gracilis, 1461 nucleotides. RefSeq names its product RNA-binding protein Musashi homolog Rbp6-like (gene msi). Lineage: Eukaryota; Metazoa; Arthropoda; Insecta; Hymenoptera; Formicidae. The record is from RefSeq and is a predicted model, not a curated record. The transcript has 6 exons. Gene Ontology annotation, molecular function: RNA binding. Gene Ontology annotation, cellular component: cytoplasm. Bases 526 to 1461 code for a protein of 311 amino acids.